CCGCACAGUGGCGGCCAUAUUUCUGAAGCAUACAACAAGAUGCAGCUUACAACAUAACGAAAUCGAUUCCCAAAUAUGGCUCAUCUGAGUACGUGCUUUAGGGUUGCAGAACUAGUGCUCUAGGUUCAGAUCACGUGACACCAUUGGAGCAAUCAGCAAUGGCACGCGGCAACUGAAGUAGUACAGUCAGCAUAGCACACAAGAUCUGUUACACAAUACAGGAGGAAACAUUUUAAUUAUGGGGAGAAGUUAUUAUGUUGAUGAAGCAGUUGAAAAGUAUUUAGCAAAAAUUAUUCAACAAAAGAAGUCGUAUGUGACUGGACUUAUCAUAGGACAAUGCUCCUUGCAAAGGGAUUAUAUUCUUCUGGCUGUUCAAACGCCUACAAAAGAAGAUCAAUGUAAAGGACCUGAAAAGAAGGCUGGUCUGUGCAAACUGGAUGAAAUUGAUGAGGAAUGGGUCUCUGUCCAUGCUUCUCAGGUAAGCCGGAUGCUUCCUGGUGGUCUGCAGCUUGUUGGUGUAUUUCUUAUUACAUCUCCAGAAAUUUCAAAGGAGAGCCAAAAUGCUUUACGGAAGCUAAUUUUUGCUGUAGAAAAGUCCUCACGGAAGAACAGAUUGUGGAGUCUUGAUGACAACGACAUCACUGACAGAGUGGCACUGCAGAUUUGUUCAGCUACAAGAAAGAUUACAUGCAGAACCUUUGAUGUUUCAGAUCCAAAGAGUACAGCUAAACCAGCAGAUUGGAAAUACCAAAGCACAUCUUCAUCUUGGCUUACCAUAGAAUGUAACAUCAAUGUGGACCUGACCUUUCCAUUGUCUUCGGCCACUUCUUAUCAAGACCAGCAAAAAGGUGCAAGGAAUGGCCUAUCUCAAUGGGCAAAGGACUUGGAAGAUGCUGUUAUACUUUUUAAUGGACAAGUAAAAGAUAAAGACGCUGACCUGGUUGAAGAGCAGAAAAAAUCCAGAAUUGUUGCACAUUCCUGUCCUCAAAUCAUUUCUGCAAACAUUCUGACCUCCCCGAAUAGUUCUAACCGCUCCACAGCAACUGUCCAUGUCUUAAAGUCCUCUCUAAAUAUCCAGGGAGUUGUAAAGUGUAGAGGGUAUGUCUGCAACAACAAGCCAAAAGUGAAAGAUGCUAUGCAGGCUAUAAAAAGGGAUAUUCUCAACACCAUAUCAGACCGUUGUGAAAUACUGUUUGAAGAUAUCAUGCUUAAUGGAUCAGAGCGCGAAUAUGAGGAAUCACGUCUUCUUCCCCAGCGCUUGUUUAUACCACUCCCUGGCUCAAGCACAAUGCUUUGUGAUUAUGUUUUUGGAGAUGAAACUGAGGAAGAUUUAAAAACUCAUUUCCUUGAGAUGUUGGAUCAAGAAGUGCAGUAUGAUGCUUUAGAUUUUCCGGAGGAGCAACAUAUUACAGACAAAUAUGUGUACCCUUGUAAUGGUUAUAUGUUCAGGAUCCCAGCAGCCGAAAUACUGACGCUGGAAUCCCUUCAGCCGUCAGAACACCGAUGCCGGCAUCCCAACCAGGUCAGCACCCCGACGCCGGUAUACCAACAGCUGGAAUCCCGACCAGGCACCACCCAGAGAGAACAACAACAUGAUUCAUAUAAAUCUGAUAACCCUACAAGCACUGAGACAUGCACUUUGAAAAAAGACAUGCUAUCUUCUAAAGGCCAUCAGAAUAUGGGUCUUGUAAUAGCGACAGCUGUUGCUCUUUUAGCAGUUCUAAUAUCCUUUCAUUACCUAAGUGAAUGAAUAAUACAAAGUCACAUUGACAUGUCCUGUUCUUCAAGACCUCUCAUGUGGAAUGCAUAUACCAGUUGUAAAGGAGAAGUAUGAUAGCGCAUUUUAUUUGCUGAUAUUUUGCCAUUUAAACUUUGGAUUAAUUGUUUGCUAUAAUGUAAAGUUAUACCAUUGCAUGUAUUUGUAAUAGUUAAUCACAAUAAAAUGUUCACUUAAUGCUGAAAAUAAUUUGCCAUCAUUUUUAUUUACCUAUUUCUUUCCAAUUUCAAAUACAAAAUGCUUUUUAACCUAAUUAAUAAAAUGGCAGUGUCCCACUUAUUUUCCCCUUAUGACCAAUACUAUUGUAUGCAAUAGGCAUUAUUUUGUGAGAUGGAGUAGUAUAAGCAAAUAAAGUGAUUCAGUUGUGGCAGUUAAAUAUGGUGACAAAGUAGCCUGAUCUUUCAUGUACAUUGUAUUCUUGUGAAUACCUACAGUAGGUAUACUGUAUUUGUUUUCCUUUUGAGCUGACAUGUACUGUAUAUUCAUGUAAACAUUGUCAAUUUGUCUAUUGCUUUGCAAAAUAAAAACAUAAAUAAAAUAAUAAAAUUAAACUUUAGUCACAAA
Messenger RNA from Pseudophryne corroboree (corroboree frog), 2341 nucleotides. It is a transcript of the gene ODR4, whose product is annotated as odr-4 GPCR localization factor homolog. Bases 239 to 1750 code for a protein of 503 amino acids. The record is from RefSeq and is a predicted model, not a curated record. NCBI's taxonomy places the organism in Eukaryota, Metazoa, Chordata, Amphibia, Anura, Myobatrachidae. Gene Ontology annotation, cellular component: endomembrane system. The transcript is spliced from 15 exons. Gene Ontology annotation, biological process: intracellular protein localization.